Molecule: messenger RNA, 3178 nt
Organism: Triticum aestivum (bread wheat)
Lineage: Eukaryota; Viridiplantae; Streptophyta; Magnoliopsida; Poales; Poaceae
Product: protein FAR1-RELATED SEQUENCE 9
Exons: 8
Coding region: 1508-2950 (480 amino acids)
Biological process (GO): regulation of DNA-templated transcription
Source: RefSeq, a predicted model, not a curated record
AUAGAAGACAACAACCCCCAUCUCCCACCCCGCUCCCUUCAUUACGAAUGCUCUGCGGCGCCAUCAGCAGAGAUCAGAUUCCAUGGCGGCGGCGGAAGAGAACGGCAAUGGAUUAGAGUUCCUAACAGAUCCUGUCGACAGAUUCCCCUGGCCGGCUCUUGAAGCCAACGACUUAACUCCGGGCGGUGAGGCAGGCACAUGUCUCACACAGUUGGCUGCUGAAUGAAGCAUGGGAGAUGUUGGCGACGACCCCCUCUCAACCCAGUUGCCCAAGGAUAACGGCUGCGAACCACUGAGCUUGUCGGCGGGCGAUUCACAACAGUCAACAGGGAAAGAUGACCCUCAAGCCCCCUGCUGGACUAGAAGGAUCUGUAUUGGGCGAGCCCCUAUUGAGCGCACACCAUGCGCUGGAAGAAUAUGUGCCCUCAAAAAAACCUUAAGAGGAUACGUGGAGAAGAAGACAGAUAUUGUAGUGGUACCAGCUGUUGGAUACAACUUUGAUUCAUUGGGAGAAGCAUACCACUUCUACAAUCUGUAUUUGUGGGAAAUUGGAUUUGGGAUAAGAUAUGGAAAAGGUAGGCUGAACGUCGAGAGAACCAAAUGUUUGCAAGAAAUAGUCUGUGGAUGCUCGGGCAAACCAAAAAGAGGAAACACACGGACAUGCCGAUGCGAGUGCCAUGCAUUGAUACAUUUGCUUCGACCAAUGACAAUGGCUGGUACAUAAGUGAGCACAGGCCAUACCACAACCAUCUGUUGACAGAUAAAUGUGGUGAAAAGGUGUACUGCCCUUCACAUAAACAUAUAGAUCUGUAUACAAGAGAUCUUGUCAAACAGCUUAGGGAGAACAAUAUAAGCAUUGGAAAAGUUUACAACAUAAUUGGUAGCUUCUUCGGGUCAAUGAAUAAUGUGCCUUUCAUGAAAAGGGCUCUGAGGGGUCUAUGUGGUGAAAUCAGCCGAGAUCAAGCAGAUGAUGAUGUCCGGAAAACUAUGGAUGUCAUUACAGAAUUGGGUUCAAAGGAUUCUGGUUUGUACUACAGAGUACAACCAGACAGUGAUAGUCGGAUAAGGAAUUUACUCUGGUCAACCGGUGCAAGCAGGAUGCAGUACCAUUAUUUCGGAGAUGCAAUAACAUUUGACACAACAUACCGUACAAACCUCUAUGAUAUGCCAUUUGGGCUGUUUGUUGGAGUUAAACAACCAUUUCCAGAGCAUUAUCUUUGGCGGUGUGCUUGUCAGGGAUGAGACAAAGGAAACUUUCGAGGCGGUUUUCAGCGAAUUCAUCUGCAUGACGGGUGGCAAACAUCCUCGGACCAUUCUUACAGAUCAAUGUAGAGCUAUGGAGCUUGCAAUAGAGAAAGUAAUGCCGGACAUCACACACCGGUGGUGCAAGUGGCACAUCCUGAAGAAGGCUAAGGAAAAACUUGUGCAUACUACUCAAAACGAAGCGAUUUCAGAGCAGAAUUUCAUAAAGUUGUGAAUCACAUGAUAACGGAAGAAGAAUUUGAAAAUGCAUGGGCACAGCUCCUUGAGAAAUACAAUUUGCAAAAAAAACACUUACAUUUCACACAUCUAUGAAGUUCGCACGAAGUGGGCAAAACCAUAUUUCAGGGGCAUAUUUUGUGCAAAAAUGACAAGCACACAGCGAAGUGAGAGCGCAAAUCAUAUGCUGAAGGGAUAUGUGCCAGCAAGCUGCCCCAUGCACUUAUUUGUAAGGCAAUACAUGAGGCUGCUUUUCGGUCGAGAAGCAAACAAGAACUAUGAGGAGAGGCGAACAAAGAUUACAUUGCCAUCUAUGAAGGUAAACACGCCGCUGGAAUUUCACGCUAGCAAUAUCUACACACGAGCAAUGUUUGAGAAAUUUGGUGAGAUCCUGUAUGAAGCAGGGCAGUACAGAGUAGAAGAGGUCGAGAAAGGUUCAAAAUAUAAUGUACAUCGAUAUCACCCGGAUAAACAUGAAAAGUGGUGCAGAGUAUUGUACGUCGUGCAUGUCCACGGUCAGGGUGAAGAAUUGACAUGUGAAUGUGGCAACUUCGAGCACACAGGAUUACUAUGCUCAGUGGCGGAGUUCUACUGUUGGCCCACCCUUACUCAUUGGGCUAGAUCCGCUACUGACUAUGCUGCCAUUAUUAAGGUUCCUGAUUUCCUUGGUAUAGACAGAAUUCCAUCAAAGCAUAUCCUCAAAAGAUGGACAAAAGAAGCAAGAGACAUACUUCCAGAUCACUUGGCACACCUACAGAAAGGCAAUAUUUCAGUAAACUCAAUAACAUUCAGACAUUCAAAUAUGUAUACACAUGCUUUAGAGGUGGUGAAACUUGGUGAUGCAAAUCCAGUUGCCUACGAUUGCGCGAUGGAACUUCUUAGAGCAGCAAUGGAUAAACUGACCCCUUUAGCUGCUGAGCAUGAUGGUCUGGGUUUAGUGCACAGAAUAGAAUUGAAAAAGACAAAGGUUAAGGAAUUGAGUCUGCUAGAAGGGCCACAUAAUGGGUGCAUGAGCGACGAUGAGGGCAGUGCCAUUGGAAAUUUCAUUGGAUUGUCUGCUCCAGAACGUAAACGGAAAGCCGGACGACCAACUAAUAGCAGAGACAAGCCUCCGUACGACGACCGAUCUGGGAAGAGAAAAAAGUUGAAGGUUACAUCAGAAGUGAAUGGUGCUCUCGGAUGCGCCACAAGUAAACGAACACGGUUCUGCACUAUAUGUCGUGGCCCUGGUCACAAAAGCACAACUUGUCCACAAAGAGGAGACGCGCCUCAAAAGAAAGGAAAGAACCAAAAUGCUCGAUUUUCGGGGUGGGAGGUCAUCGGAAGAACACAUGCAACAAUCCUAAGAUCAUGGUACAUGUUGCAGAGCAAACAACUCCUGAUCCUGGUAGCAGCCAGUGAUUAUUCUAUGCAACUAAGAAAGCAUAUAUAUCAAGUAGAACCCAGAUUGUUGGUGUUUGCUUGUAGAUGAAUGCCACUUCCCUGAUGUCUAUUUUAAUCUGUACUUGUCUGAACCUUGUGAACCCAUGCUGCGUGUGUGCAAGCAUCGCAAGUGAAUCUGAAUGUUAGCUGGUACUGCUUUGUAUCGUGAAUGCUCUGUUGCAUUUGCCUUGCCUCAAUAAUGUACUGCGUUUGCCUAAUAACAUUAUUUAAAUGGAUGUACCGUUGACAUAUAUGUUUGAUGCUGCUGUGGCAUUAU